Messenger RNA from Colletotrichum graminicola M1.001, 690 nucleotides. Its product is annotated as zinc knuckle. Lineage: Eukaryota; Fungi; Ascomycota; Sordariomycetes; Glomerellales; Glomerellaceae. The transcript has 3 exons. Gene Ontology annotation, molecular function: mRNA binding; translation regulator activity; zinc ion binding. Gene Ontology annotation, biological process: positive regulation of cytoplasmic translation. The record is from RefSeq and is a predicted model, not a curated record. Gene Ontology annotation, cellular component: cytoplasm. Bases 1 to 690 code for a protein of 229 amino acids.
AUGUCUUCCCUCUCUCGUCGCGCCUGCUACAAGUGUGGCAACGUUGGCCACUACGCCGAGGUUUGCUCCUCCGCUGAGCGUCUCUGCUACAACUGUAAGCAGCCCGGUCACGAGUCCAACGGCUGCCCUCUGCCCCGUACUACCGAGGCCAAGCAGUGCUAUCACUGCCAGGGUCUUGGCCAUGUGCAGGCUGACUGCCCUACUCUGCGCUUGAGCGGUGCCGGCACGAGCGGCCGCUGCUACAACUGCGGACAGCCCGGCCACCUCGCCCGUGCCUGCCCCAGCCCUGCCGGUGUCAACAUGGGUCGUGGCGGUCCCGUUCCCCGCGGCGCAUACGGUGGUUACGGCCGAGGCGGCUUCACCGGUGGCCCUCGUCCCGCAACCUGCUACAAGUGCGGUGGCCCCAACCACUUUGCCAGGGAUUGCCAGGCUCAGGCUAUGAAAUGUUACGCAUGCGGCAAACUUGGUCACAUUUCCCGCGACUGCACUGCGCCCAACGGUGGCCCUCUCAACACUGCUGGCAAGACCUGCUACCAGUGCGGCGAGGCUGGUCACAUUUCUCGUGAUUGCCCCCAGAAGAAUACCAACGGCGAGAUCCCCAACGAUGUGGACCUGACGGCUGCCCCUGGCAUCCCCCAGCCCGCGGUUGCGCCCAUCGCGCCCAUCGCGCCCAUCGCCCCCGUCGCCUAG